CUCUGAGCGCUGUGUUCUGGGCAUGGGGGGCCCGGGACCUGGAGCGGGGAAGGAGGGUCCCCGUGCUGGCGGCAGCAUCGGGGCUAGGCGGCUCCCGGUGCGCCCUCGCCCCGGGAGCGGAGGGCGUGCGCCCGCCAACCCUGUCCCCGUGUCCCCCCGUGCGCAGGAGGUGCCCCCGUGUGCUGCCACCUUCCCGGCUGGGCGGCUCUGCGAGGCUGCUGGGAGGUGUCGGUCCCUGGCUCCCAGCCUUGGGAGGCUCCCGGGCUCUGCUGAAACCAUCCCAAACUGCUGUCUCCGCCUGGGGAUAAGUGGGGGUCCCCAAGGGGAACGGCUUUCCGACCCCACCCUGACUUGCUAGUGCAGCGAGAAGUGUGCAUAGGGAUGGGUGACGGCGGGGAUGCAGCGUGACUUUGGGUGGGAAUAUCCCGAGGGGUCCCACGAUGUGUUUCUGAGCCCUGGCUGCUGGUUUUUGGGUGCCAGCACCCAUGACAGCUCACAAGUGUCAGGCUGGUGGUCACUUAUGAGCCCGUGCUCCAGGUGUGGUGGUCACCAAGUGGUGCAAAUGCAGCCUCAGCAUCAGUACUGCAGGGAGAAAAGGGGUCCCAGGUCUCAAAACUUCCCCUGCAGCUGGGUAGAUAUCUCCUGGGAACCAGUUUCCCCAGGCAGAACUUUUCUGUUCUUCCUCCGAAGUCAGAAUCAUCAUAGAAUCACAGAAUGAUUUGGGUCGGAAAGGACCUUAGAGACCAUCUAAUUUUAACCCCCUGCCACAGGCAGGGCUGUCACCCACUCAGUCACUGUGCUGGGUCUUCAGCAUGUGCCUUGAGGGACCUCGAGGGAGCAGUAGGUGCCCUGGGCUGGGUUACUCCCCACUGGAGCCACCACCUCUCAUCACAUGGAGAGGGCUCAGGAGGGGUCAAUUUAUUCAGCUCUGGCCCCUGGGGCAGUGUUUAUUGCCCACCUCCUUUUAGAAGGUCCUCCUGGGGUCUGGGUGGGGACCCAUUCUGGGGAGGAGUCCGUGCAGCGGCCUGGCCAGUGCAGCAUCCCCCGGCAGACGCUGCACUGCAGAGAUCCCUACCCCGUGCGGAUGCUGCAUGGCUCCCUGGGAAUCACUGCAGGGAUUCCCCCAGUCCUGCAGGCAGGCAGGGCAGAUCGUGCAGCUUGGGACCAUGGUGCCCCUGGUGCUGGGGGUGUGGGGGAGUGCCCACUGCUGUGGCACAGAUUGGAUGUUCCAGGCUUCCCAGGCCUGGGCGGUUCGUGCUGCCCAUCCUUGGGAGACCAGAGAGUGUCAGUGCAUCGUGAGGGAUGCAGUACAAGGGAGUGGGUGGUCCUGGUGGGAGGCACAGGACACUGCACCUGGGGUCUGGGGUGGGCUGGCAGGGACACAGGGAUCCCCCAGGGUUGAGGGGAUGGUCAGCAGCCCCCGCUGCAGACUGUAAGGAAGCAAACAGGAUGAAGAACCCUGGGGAAGGUGAAGAAGCCACUCAAAAUCUCUGUGACCUAAUCCAUGCUUUCAAGGAUCAUUUGCAUAGCGGCCUGUGGGAGAAUUCGAGAGGGAAAUCCCUGUCUGAGCUGGCAGUAAAGGAAUGCCAAAAUAAAAGAUACCAAUACACUGCCAGACUGCUGGGGUGGGUUGAGUGAUGCUUGGGUCCAUGGGGCUGUGGCAGGAGACUCCAGCCCAGGUUAGUGGGUACCAAUGUAACCCCCAGCACAUUCCCCUUCUCUUUUUGAUGGCCCUAGGAGAGGCUGGGCAUGUUUUGGGGCCCUGUACAGCAAGGCUGCAGUGCAGCAGCCACUCCUGGUGGACCCUUCACUCCCAGCCCUGGGGAAGGAGCAUCAUCCUCCAUCUUCUUGCCCUGUCCCAGCUCAGUGAUGCUCGUGCCCACUGCCAUGGCCAUGGUUUGAAGCUCCCACCUUUCCACACUGCAGGAAUAGGUCCAUUGUCAUCAGGCUGGCAGGAAAGCUAGGUGCUGGCACCUCUCUGCAGGGAGGAAAACCUCCUUUUAACACAGAAAUUCCCACUUGUCCCUAAGGGGCUCUUUUCUGUCAAGGAGGGAAUAUGGGAUUCUCCAGGAGGCUAGUUCUCCCUAUUUUGGGGAAAGGUCAUCAAGUCUUGGCAAACAAUGAGGAUCCCAUCAGAGGUAUGGAUAGUUGGUGGAUUCCUAAGUGAAACAAGGACUCGGGAGUGCAGGAGUCAAGAGCCUUCCCUCCAAAGCAGUGGAAAUAAAGAGCUUUAAAUUUUCUACCUUCUUUUUUGAGUUCUGUUUUUGCUUUGCUGGACCCCAAACAUUGUCCUAUUUGCUGGGCAGGCUGUGUUGUGGGACAUGUGGAAGAGAAAUUAUGUAUCCCCAUUUGGGGAAUUUGGUCUGGCAGCAACCCAUCAUAGGGGUCUCAUGGCAUGUCCCCCUUCCUGCUCUUGCCAGGGCAGUGUUGGCACUGGGUGGGUGCACACAGUGGGAAAACCCAGCACUGAGCAGAGGAGGAGAAAGGAUCUGCAUGGCAGGGCAGCCAGCCAGCUUCUGCCAGGAAAGGGUUAAUCCUGGAGCUUCAGCUCUGGUAUCCUAUUGCUAGCUACUUUGGGUAAAAGCUUUUUUGGCUCUGUUUCAAGGGCAUCAGGCUGGAGGAUGACUCAUGCAUCCCUGCCACUGAGGAGCAAACCCUCUUGUCCCUACUUUCCCAGCACAAGGUGAUGAUUUCCUGAAAAUCCAAGUGCCCCAGAGGCCUCUGAUCAUGCCGUAUAGGACUCUGCUCAGCUGGGCUGGGAAAAGCUCAUGUAGGACUUGCUUGUCCUGAGAGAAUUGUGGUGGUGACAUCUUUGGCAUGGGUUCAAAUGCUUGUGUGGGUGUCCUCAGGAUGGGGACCUGCUGUGGGGGGCGUAUUGUUUGGAGGAUGCUUUUGCUCCAUAACUGACUCUCAUCCCUUUAUUCUGCAGGGAAGGAGCCACGCAUCCAGCUGCAGCACCACCCUUCCAGCACUGCCAGAUGUGCCUCCAGGUUGUGCUGUGCCUACAGCCCACUGCGGAGCAUUUUUCAUCCUUUCCAAACGUGAAAAGACUGGCCAUCUGUCUGGAUCCCCCUCCCUCCAACGCGGCACGAAAGCGGUUCUUUGAGAAAGGUGAUCCUGCCACCGUGCUGCCUGUGCCGGGGCUGCUCUCCCAGCUAGCGCACGUCUCCUGUCCCGGUAGGAAAUGGAGUCCAAGGUCUCCGAAGGCGGCCUCAACGUCACCCUCACCAUCCGGCUGCUGAUGCACGGCAAGGAAGUUGGAAGCAUCAUUGGGAAGAAAGGAGAGACUGUGAAGAAGAUGCGUGAGGAGAGCGGGGCAAGGAUCAACAUCUCGGAGGGGAACUGUCCUGAGCGGAUUGUGACCAUCACUGGCCCCACCGAUGCCAUCUUCAAGGCUUUUGCCAUGAUCGCCUACAAAUUUGAGGAGGACAUAACCAACUCCAUGAGCAACAGCACCGCUACCAGCAAACCUCCGGUGACACUGCGGCUGGUGGUGCCAGCGAGUCAGUGCGGCUCCCUCAUUGGCAAGGGGGGCUCCAAGAUCAAGGAAAUCCGAGAGUCCACAGGUGCUCAGGUCCAAGUGGCGGGGGACAUGCUGCCCAAUUCCACGGAGCGGGCAGUGACAAUCUCGGGCACACCCGACGCAAUUAUCCAGUGUGUCAAACAGAUCUGUGUGGUGAUGCUGGAGUCCCCACCGAAAGGUGCCACCAUUCCCUACCGCCCAAAGCCCGCCUCCACCCCUGUCAUUUUUGCAGGUGGUCAGGUAAGAGCCGACCCGCUUGCAGCCUCCACUGCCAACCUCAGCCUUUUACUGCAGCACCAGCCGCUGCCCGCCUAUACAAUUCAGGGACAAUACGCUAUUCCACACCCAGAUCAGUUGACCAAGCUCCACCAGUUGGCUAUGCAGCAAACCCCCUUUACUCCCCUUGGACAGACCACCCCCGCUUUCCCUGGAGAAAAGCUGCCCUUACAUUCCUCCGAAGAAGCUCAAAAUCUGAUGGGCCAGUCAUCAGGUUUGGAUGCCAGUCCCCCGGCCAGUACUCAUGAACUCACCAUUCCCAAUGAUCUAAUAGGCUGCAUAAUCGGACGCCAAGGGACCAAAAUCAAUGAAAUUCGUCAGAUGUCGGGAGCGCAGAUCAAAAUCGCGAAUGCCACGGAAGGGUCAUCGGAGCGCCAAAUUACCAUCACAGGAACCCCUGCAAACAUCAGCCUUGCGCAGUACCUCAUCAAUGCCAGGCCUCCAAAAGGCGUUCCUCCAUUCAGUGAAAACAAUCAGUCCAAUAAACGCAAGACUUGGGAAUGGCCUGACUGCUUCCUUUUCAUCAUGAAAAGCUUGGCACUGCAGGACUUCACAGGGGCCAAGGUUUCCCAGCACUGCUGCCAUCCGGGGAGAGACGCAGCCUGGGGGCCGGCAAGGGCCUGCCAGGGCAGCGUGCAGGGGAGGCGUAGCUGCAGAGAUGAGCUGGGGCCCUGCUCCAUGCAGGCAGUGAGCUGCGUCCAGGGGGCUCACUCAGACCUGUUUGCCUGUGUCUGUGGACUCGUGGGGAGUGCGUUUAAGGGGAUACAGGACCUUUUUGGUAUCUUUGCACCCACCUGGCAGAGUCACUCAAACGGGCCCAUUCGCCUGGGCAGGAUUGAUGCUGUGCCAACCCAUCGCCAGCCCCGGAUGCGUGCAGGACGCAGGCUGCUGGCAGGGCCCCGAGGACGGGGGUCUGCUGGCAGUGAUGGACACUUGUUGGGGUGUGGGCUGGGAGCACCGGUGAGGUCUGUAUGUGCUUUGUCCUCCUUGCAUCCAACCCACUCGAGCCCCGACCUGUAGUAGACCCCUGCCAUCCCAUCCUACCCCGCUGCCCAUGCUCGUGGCACCUCUCCCACUGCUUGGGUGAGGGACAGGGCUAGCCCCCCACCCAUGGGCAUGGCUGAGUGACUUCCCUGCAGAUCCUUGCCAAUCCCCCCACCCCCGCCAGACAGGAGAGAGAAAGAAAAGAAAAAGAAGUGGCUCUUAGUUGCUGUAAAGGGCUGGCUGAGCUGCCCCUGUGCAGAGGUGAGGCGGCUGGAUGGGGCUCAGUCUCUCCCAUAGUUUCCAAACCAGAGCAAAACAAAGCAGCCAGGGGAGCUGGCACAGCUGCCUGUCCCCUGUGGAGGGAUGCUGCUGGAAAAGAAGCUGUGCUCUGGGAUGACUCCUGCCAGCACCUCUGGUGGGUGACACCCCAACCUGGCCACAGUGAGGAGAGGGGAAUGCAGCCAGCCAUUGCACUGGCUCUGUGCUUCAGCCCCCCAUGCCCUCCCCGGGGGAACGCCAGGCCACCCAGUGAUGCUCUGCCCACUCCAUCUAGGCGGGAUCUGGGCAAGAGGAAGAGCACUGCCCCGCAGGGUCUUCGUUUUCUUUUCUGCUCUGGUGAUUAAGCACUUGUUUUUUGUCUCCCCCCCACCCCUCUCUCUGC
Molecule: messenger RNA, 5444 nt
Organism: Passer domesticus (house sparrow)
Lineage: Eukaryota; Metazoa; Chordata; Aves; Passeriformes; Passeridae
Gene: PCBP3
Product: poly(rC) binding protein 3
Exons: 15
Coding region: 3185-4819 (544 amino acids)
Biological process (GO): regulation of gene expression; regulation of RNA metabolic process
Cellular component (GO): cytoplasm; nucleus
Molecular function (GO): mRNA binding
Source: RefSeq, a predicted model, not a curated record